AUGCGGCUCUCUGUCUCGGCCCUCAUCCCGGUCAUCAUCGCGGCUUCCUCGGCCGUUGCGCUCCACGAUGGAACAGCCACGGCCUUCACGUCCGGCCCCAACCCCAAGAGCAUUGUCCGCAGACCCGACCAGUUCUGGGACCAUGUGGUGAAAGGCGAGCUGGCAAACUACAGCCUACGCGCCAAAAAGGCGAAUCCUGCCGAGCUCGGUGUCGAUUCGGUCAAGCAAUUCAGCGGCUACCUCGACGACCAGGAGCAGGACAAGCAUCUCUUCUACUGGUUCUUCGAGUCGAGAAACGACCCGGCCAAGGAUCCCGUCGUCCUGUGGCUCAACGGCGGCCCGGGAUGCUCCUCCAUGGUCGGCCUCUUCACGGAGCUGGGCCCCUCAACGAUCCCCAACAGCGAUCUCAAGCCGGUCCGGAAUCCUUAUGCUUGGAACAAUAACGCCUCCGUCAUCUUUCUCGACCAGCCCGUCAACACCGGUUUCUCCUACAGCAGCCGCGACGUCUCGACGACGGCGGCUGCGAGCAAGGACGUAUACGCCCUGCUUACCCUCUUUUUCCACGAGUUUCCUCAGUACGCAAAGCAGGACUUUCACAUUGCGGGCGAAUCGUAUGCCGGCCACUAUAUACCCAUCUUUUCCCAGGACAUUCUCGCGCACAAGGACCGCAACAUCAACCUCAAGAGUGCCAUGAUCGGAAAUGGCCUGACGGAUCCCCUGACCCAGUAUCGGUACUACAAGCCCAUGGCCUGUGGCGAGGGCGGCUACCCUUCUGUCCUGAGCGAAAGCGAGUGCAAGAGCUUGGACAAUGCGCUGCCUCGCUGCCAGAGCCUCAUCAAGUCGUGCUACGACACGGACGACACCAACACGUGUGCGAGCGCCACGCGCAACUGCAACGCGGGGCUGCUCAACCCGUACCAGCGCUCCGGACACGACGUGUACGACGUUCGCAAGAAGAGCGGCGAGGGCACGCCCGACUACUCAUACCAGUUCCUCAAUGAGGCGCACGUCAAGGAGGCGCUGGGCGUCGAGGUGGACGAGUUUGGCCAGUGCAGCGGCCAGGUAAACGGCGACUUUGUGUCGGCGGGCGACUGGAUGAAGCCGACGUUCCGCGCGGUGCCCAAGCUCCUGGAGCAGAUACCAGUGCUCAUCUACGCCGGCGACGCAGACUACAUCUGCAACUGGCUGGGCAACCGCGCAUGGACCAACGCGCUCGAGUGGCCCGGGCGCGACGCCUUUGGCAAGGCCAAGCAGAUCAAGCUCCGCAGCCCGGCGGGCAAGGAGGAUUACGGGUAUCUCAAGACAGCGCAGAACUUUGCCUUUCUGCAGGUCCGCGAGGCUGGCCACAUGGUGCCGGCGAGCCAGCCCGAGGCGUCGGUUGACUUUUUCAACCGCUGGAUCAGCGGCGAAUGGUUUACCAAGAAGUGA
Hirsutella rhossiliensis is the source of this 1428-nucleotide messenger RNA. Its product is annotated as serine carboxypeptidase domain-containing protein. The record is from RefSeq and is a predicted model, not a curated record. Bases 1 to 1428 code for a protein of 475 amino acids. Gene Ontology annotation, molecular function: serine-type carboxypeptidase activity. The transcript is spliced from 3 exons. Gene Ontology annotation, cellular component: fungal-type vacuole. NCBI's taxonomy places the organism in Eukaryota, Fungi, Ascomycota, Sordariomycetes, Hypocreales, Ophiocordycipitaceae. Gene Ontology annotation, biological process: proteolysis.